UUUCUUUGGCCGUUCCGGCCGGCCGCGAGUGGAAUCGCAGUUCCUGUCUCUCGGCCCCCGCUUGGUAGAAGCAUGGAUCUCGAAGGCCGGUGGCGGAACCUCCCCAGCGCGCCCAGCCUAAAGCACUUGACCGACCCCUCGUACGCGGUUCCACCGGAGCAGCAAAAGGCGGCGUUGCAGGACCUGACGCGGGCGCACGUGGACUCCUUCAACUACGCGGUGCUGGAGGGGCUGAGCCACGCGGUGCAGGCCAUACCUCCCUUUGAAUUUGCUUUCAAAGAUGAGCGCAUAUCGCUUACUAUCGUGGAUGCUGUCAUCAGUCCACCCUCGGUGCCCAAGGGGACCAUCUGUAAAGAUCUCAGCGUUUAUCCAGCUGAGUGCCGCGGCCGGAGGAGCACCUACCGUGGGAAGCUGACGGCUGAUAUCAGCUGGGCAGUGAAUGGAGUCCCCAAAGGAAUCAUUAAGCAGUUUCUUGGCUAUGUUCCUAUCAUGGUAAAAUCCAAGCUUUGCAACUUGUACAACCUUCCUCCCCAGGGCCUCAUUGAGCACCAUGAGGAGGCAGAGGAAAUGGGUGGUUACUUUAUAAUCAAUGGCAUUGAGAAAGUCAUCCGCAUGCUGAUUAUGCCUCGGAGAAAUUUCCCCAUUGCGAUGGUAAGACCAAAGUGGAAAAGCAGAGGAGUUGGCUACACUCAGUUCGGGGUUUCGAUGCACUGUGUGAGAGAAGAGCACUCUGCCGUCAACAUGAACCUUCACUAUGUGGAGAAUGGCAUGGUUAUGUUAAAUUUUAUUUACCGAAAAGAGCUGUUUUUCCUUCCUUUGGGAUUUGCACUCAAGGCACUUGUGAGCUUUUCUGAUUACCAGAUUUUCCAGGAGCUUAUCAAAGGCAAAGAGGAGGACUCAUUCUUUAAGAACUCCGUUUCUCAGAUGUUGAGGGUAGUCAUGGAAGAGGGCUGUUACACACAGAAGCAGGUCCUUAACUAUCUGGGUGAACGCUUCCGAGUGAAGCUCAGCCUUCCCGACUGGUACCCUAACGAGGAAGCUGCCGAAUUCCUGUUUAAUCAGUGCAUCUGUAUCCACUUGAAAUCCAACACUGAGAAGUUUUACCUGCUUUGUCUCAUGACCCGGAAGCUGUUUGCCUUAGCCAGAGGAGAGUGCAUGGAGGACAACCCUGAUAGUUUAGUAAAUCAAGAGGUCCUCACCCCUGGCCAGCUCUUCCUGAUGUUUCUAAAGGAAAAAAUGGAAAAUUGGCUAGUGUCUAUUAAAAUAGCUUUAGAUAAGAAGGCUCAGAAGACCAAUGUGUCCAUAAACAAUGAAAAUUUGAUGAGGAUUUUUAGUAUGGGAACAGAACUCACGAGACCAUUUGAAUACCUUCUUGCUACUGGGAAUCUGCGUUCAAAAACAGGUCUCGGCUUCCUGCAAGAUUCUGGCCUGUGUGUCGUGGCUGACAAGCUGAACUUCAUUCGCUAUCUCUCCCAUUUCCGCUGUGUGCACAGAGGGGCCGACUUUGCCAAGAUGAGGACCACCACAGUGCGCAAGCUGCUGCCAGAGUCCUGGGGCUUCCUCUGCCCCGUGCACACCCCAGAUGGGGCACCGUGUGGGCUGCUGAACCACCUGACUGCCAUAUGUGAGGUCGUCACGAAAUUUGUGUACACAGCGUCUAUUCCAGCCUUGCUGUGUGGCUUAGGAGUCACUCCCAUUGAUGCAUCGCCCUCUCGGCCCUACAGUGACUGCUACCCUGUCCUGCUAGAUGGCGUCAUGGUGGGCUGGGUGGAAAAGGAGCUUGCUCCUGACGUCGCAGACACUCUCCGUCGCUUCAAGGUGUUGAGAGAAAAAAGAAUUCCUCCCUGGAUGGAGGUGGCCCUGGUUCCCAUGACAGGAAAACCAAGCCUGUACCCAGGGUUGUUCCUCUUUACCACUCCCUGCAGGCUGGUGAGGCCUGUGCAGAACUUGGAACUGGGCAGAGAAGAGCUCGUGGGAACAAUGGAACAGCUCUUCAUGAACGUUGCUAUCUUUGAGGAUGAGGUUUUUGGUGGCGUUGCCACACACCAGGAGCUCUUCCCACACAGCCUGCUGAGUGUGAUCGCCAACUUCAUCCCCUUCUCCGAUCACAACCAGAGUCCUCGGAAUAUGUACCAGUGCCAGAUGGGUAAACAGACCAUGGGCUUCCCACUGCUCACUUAUCAAGACCGAUCGGAUAAUAAACUCUAUCGUCUGCAGACACCUCAGAGCCCUUUAGUGAGACCAUGCAUGUAUGAUCAUUAUGACAUGGAUAACUAUCCGAUCGGGACAAACGCCAUUGUAGCUGUGAUCUCCUACACUGGCUAUGAUAUGGAAGAUGCCAUGAUUGUGAACAAGGCUUCUUGGGAACGUGGCUUUGCUCAUGGAAGUGUCUACAAGUCUGAGUUCAUAGAUCUUUAUGAGAAAUACAGGCAAGGGGACGAUAGUCUGGUGUUCGGGGUCAAGCCUGGUGACCCACGGGUUAUGCAGAAGUUGGACGAUGACGGAUUGCCAUUCAUAGGAGCAAGGCUGCAGUUUGGUGAUCCUUACUACAGCUACCUAAACCUUAACACCGGGGAAGGCUUCGUGGUUUACUAUAAGAGUAAAGAGACCUGUGUUGUGGACAACAUCAAAGUGUGUAGUAAUGACACCGGCAGUGGGAAGUUCAAAUGUAUCUGCAUCACAAUACGAGUCCCUCGGAACCCGACCAUCGGAGACAAAUUCGCCAGCCGGCAUGGGCAGAAGGGCAUCCUGAGCAGACUGUGGCCAGCUGAGGACAUGCCUUUUACCGAGAGUGGGAUGGUGCCGGACAUUCUGUUUAACCCUCACGGGUUUCCCUCCCGUAUGACCAUUGGGAUGUUAAUUGAAAGUAUGGCUGGCAAGUCUGCAGCUUUGCAUGGCCUCUGCCAUGAUGCUACACCCUUCAUCUUCUCUGAGGAAAACUCAGCCUUAGGGUACUUUGGCGAGAUGCUAAAGGCUGCCGGCUACAACUUCUGCGGCACGGAGCGGUUGUACAGCGGCAUCAGCGGGGCGGAGCUGGAGGCAGACAUUUUCAUUGGCGUAGUGUACUACCAGCGCCUGCGCCACAUGGUGUCAGACAAAUUUCAGGUCAGGACCACCGGAGCCCGAGACAAAGUCACCAACCAGCCCGUCGGGGGGAGGAACGUGCAGGGCGGAAUCCGCUUUGGGGAGAUGGAGCGGGACGCUCUGUUGGCACACGGCACGUCCUUUCUCCUUCAUGACCGGCUCUUCAACUGCUCUGACCGCUCAGUGGCACACGUGUGUGUGGCGUGUGGCAGCUUGCUCUCCCCGCUGCUGGAGAAGCCUCCUCCUUCUUGGUCUGCUAUGCGCAACAGAAAAUACAACUGCACUAUCUGUGGCCGCAGCGACACCAUCGACACUGUCUCCGUGCCCUACGUUUUCCGGUACUUUGUAGCCGAGCUGGCAGCCAUGAACAUCAAAGUGAAGCUGGAUGUCAUUUAACGUGAACCCAGGCAUCUGAGCUGGGAGAUUAGAACCAAGGGUGACUUUAACCCAGUGAGGUUAUUCACUCUGGGUCUAUACAGAAAUUUCAAGUACUAAAGCCAAGAAUGGGCAGCUGAGAAUUCAAGGCUUCCAUGUCUCUAAAACAUACUGAAAUUGGUUUUGGUACUUAGUUCAAAUUUUUUUUCAUAUGUCUUCUUUUUAAAAAUGACUUACCGAUCAUAGAUAAGGCAGGGGCACGUCCUUUCCAGGCCCGGCUCACUGUGGCCUGCUUUCAGUAGCAGACUGUCUGUCACCCAUCCAGAGCAGAGCGGUAUAUUAAACAGAAAAUGGGAGCCAUAUGUGUAAUUUUUAUUUUUGUAUACAUGUAAACUAAAGCUAUUUCUUGUACAUAAUUUGAUGGAUGAAUUGGAACAUAGGUAUGGUCUAUGAUGUCAUCAUCACAGUCAAGGCGAAUAAACAGAUCUGUCAUCUCCUUA
Molecule: messenger RNA, 3959 nt
Organism: Meriones unguiculatus (Mongolian gerbil)
Lineage: Eukaryota; Metazoa; Chordata; Mammalia; Rodentia; Muridae
Gene: Polr1b
Product: RNA polymerase I subunit B
Exons: 15
Coding region: 73-3480 (1135 amino acids)
Biological process (GO): DNA-templated transcription
Cellular component (GO): RNA polymerase I complex; nucleus
Molecular function (GO): ribonucleoside binding; DNA binding; DNA-directed RNA polymerase activity
Source: RefSeq, a predicted model, not a curated record